GCCAAGUACAGCGUGGUGACAUUUCUACCUCGAUUCCUGUAUGAGCAGAUAAGAAAAGCUGCAAAUGCAUUCUUCCUCUUCAUUGCCUUACUGCAGCAAAUUCCAGAUGUCUCUCCAACAGGAAGAUAUACCACCUUGGUGCCAUUGCUAUUUAUUUUAACAGUUGCUGGCAUCAAAGAAAUCAUAGAAGACUAUAAAAGGCAUAAGGCAGACAGUGCAGUGAAUAAAAAGAAAACAAUAGUUCUAAGAAAUGGGAUGUGGCAGAACAUUAUGUGGAAAGAGGUAGCAGUAGGAGAUAUUGUGAAGGUCACCAAUGGGCAACAUCUUCCAGCAGACAUGAUCAUUAUAUCUUCCAGUGAACCACAAGCCAUGUGCUAUAUUGAAACAGCUAAUCUCGAUGGGGAGACAAAUCUUAAAAUACGACAGGGAUUGUCUCAAACUGCUAGUCUCCAGUCAAGAGAAGAAUUGAUGAAAGUAUCUGGAAGGAUAGAAUGUGAAGGACCCAACCGUCAUCUUUAUGACUUCACUGGAAACUUACGCUUAGAUGGUCAAAGCCCAGUUCCUGUUGGUCCAGACCAGAUCUUGUUAAGAGGUGCACAACUGAGAAACACUCAAUGGGUCUUGGGUAUUGUUGUGUAUACAGGACAUGAUACAAAACUCAUGCAGAAUUCAACCAAAGCACCUCUGAAGAGAUCAAAUGUGGAGAAAGUGACCAACUUGCAGAUCCUAGUUUUGUUCUGUAUUCUUCUGGUCAUGGCCCUUGUGAGUUCUGUAGGUGCCUUAUUAUGGAACAGAACACACGGCGAAGUCGUCUGGUACCUUGGCUCCAACAAAAUGCUGUCCGUCAACUUUGGAUACAAUCUGCUGACAUUUAUAAUCUUGUACAACAACCUUAUUCCAAUCAGUCUUCUAGUGACAUUGGAAGUUGUUAAGUUUACUCAGGCUCUUUUUAUAAAUUGGGACAUAGAUAUGUAUUAUCCUGAAACAGAUACACCUGCAAUGGCCAGAACCUCAAACCUUAAUGAGGAACUUGGGCAGGUGAAAUACCUGUUUUCUGAUAAAACAGGUACUCUAACGUGCAAUAUCAUGAACUUUAAGAAAUGUAGUAUUGCUGGAGUGACAUAUGGUCACUUUCCCGAGCUGGAAAGAGAACGUUCAUCAGAAGACUUCAGUCAGCUACCUCCUACCAGUGAAUCAUGUGAAUUUGAUGACCCGAGACUGCUGCAAAAUAUUGAAAAUGACCAUCCCACAGCUGUGCACAUACAAGAGUUCCUCACUCUGCUGGCCGUGUGUCAUACUGUUGUUCCUGAGAGACAAGGAAAUACAAUAAUCUACCAGGCUUCCUCUCCAGAUGAAGGGGCAUUAGUGAAAGGAGCAAAAAAACUUGGUUAUGUCUUCACAGGACGGACUCCACAUUCGGUUAUCAUUGAUGCGCUGGGGAAGGAAAAAACCUUUGAAAUUCUUAACGUGCUGGAAUUUUCCAGCAACAGGAAGAGAAUGUCAGUGAUCGUUCGAACUCCAGCAGGACAGCUACGUCUCUACUGCAAAGGGGCUGAUAAUGUAAUUUUUGAGAGGCUUUCAAAAGAUUCCCAGUAUAUGGAGCAAACGCUGUGCCAUCUUGAAUACUUCGCAACAGAAGGUCUGAGGACUUUGUGCAUUGCUUAUGCAGAUCUGUCGGAAAAUUCUUACAGAGAGUGGUUGAAUGUCUACAAUGAAAGCAGUACAGUUCUGAAAGACAGAACUCAGAAGCUGGAAGAAUGCUAUGAGAUCAUUGAGAAGGAUUUACUGCUUCUUGGAGCUACAGCCAUUGAAGACCGCCUGCAAGCAGGUGUUCCAGAAACAAUAGCCACACUAAUGAAGGCAGAAAUUAAGAUAUGGAUUCUGACGGGGGACAAACAGGAAACAGCUCUCAAUAUAGGUACCCAUCGUUCUGGUUAUUCUGAAUUCAUUUGA
Tauraco erythrolophus (red-crested turaco) is the source of this 1953-nucleotide messenger RNA. The record is from RefSeq and is a predicted model, not a curated record. Lineage: Eukaryota; Metazoa; Chordata; Aves; Musophagiformes; Musophagidae.